Molecule: messenger RNA, 2580 nt
Organism: Macrobrachium nipponense
Lineage: Eukaryota; Metazoa; Arthropoda; Malacostraca; Decapoda; Palaemonidae
Product: sterol O-acyltransferase 1-like
Exons: 13
Coding region: 75-1739 (554 amino acids)
Biological process (GO): cholesterol metabolic process
Cellular component (GO): endoplasmic reticulum membrane
Source: RefSeq, a predicted model, not a curated record
AAUGGAAGGUCUCAGUUUGACAGCUCGUGUUGAAGUUGCCGGUCAUUCAGUAGCCGAACAGCGCCCACCCCACCAUGGCAGAAGAGGGCAGAGAGGAUGUUGAUAACCACAGCCCCCCUACAAGACGUAAUGGACAUGCAGUGAUGAACGGACACGUAACUUCACCUGUAAGUGACGUCAAAGAGAUGAACAGUACUGGAGAGGAUCUGGUCCUUCACAAUAUUUAUAUUCGCGAAAAGUUAAAGGAUCUACAAUGUACCAUAGAGUCAGAUGUGUCCAACCUAAUCGAAAAACGUCUAGUAGGGUUCAAAGAAGCCAAUCUUCCUGUGGCGGGAUGCUUCGUCAGAAGUUCCUCAACAUCCUUCACCUCUGCUCUCACAAGAUCUCAUAGUUCUAGUAAAGAGGCUCACAAACCAGGACAGCUUCCAAGGAGAAUGUUUGUAGCGAGGCCCUCUUUACUAAAAGAGCUACUGAAUGUCAGUCACAUGGAGAGCAUUUAUAAUAUCUUUGUUGCUAUUCUAGUCUUGCUCUUUUUUAACAAAGUCCUUGAAGAAAUCAUACAAACUGGCAGCUUGAAUCUUGACCUGUCUCUCAUCGUGUGGGCAUUUGGGAGUCUCGACCGUGUCAUUGUGAUAUGGGUGUGCAUGUUUACUAGUACAGCAAUAUUUGUAUACCUCAGUUUUCACCACUGGGCGCACAACAGACAUAAUAUGCCAGGUGCGUACGAUGCUUGUGGAGGCCUGUUAUAUGGUAUUUAUUUGGUUCUCUUCAUGUACCUGCCAUUAUCGAGUCUGUUGUAUCAUAAUCUCCCACCUGCCUCGGCUCUCAUCAUCCUAUGCGAACAGGUGAGAAUGUUCAUGAAGACAUGGGCAUUUGUGAGGAGUAAUCUCUCUCGAGCCAUCAGAUACAAGAAAGAUGACGAUGAACCGACGAAGAUUUUAUGUCCAGAUUUUUCUCACUAUCUCUAUUUUCUGUUUGCUCCAACACUAAUUUACCGAGACGAAUAUCCACGAAAUGAAAGUAUCAAUUGGCGGAAUGUCAUCAAUGACUUGGGGCAAGUGAUUGGUUGCCUCUUCUACACACACUUCCUUUUUGUACGCUUUUGUGUGCCAGUCUUCCAAAAAUUCGGACAGGAAUCAUUCAAUGGGACAAAUCUCAUGGUGGCCGUCUUUUCCUGUAUGUUCCCGGGAUCUCUUGUUUUGCUCUGUGGAUUCUUUGCCAUCCUUCAUGCAUGGUUGAAUGCAUUUGCAGAGAUGUUAAGAUUUGCUGACAGAAUGUUCUACAAGGAUUGGUGGAAUUCUACCUCCUAUGCUAGAUUCUAUCGUACUUGGAAUUGUGUUGUUCAUGACUGGCUAUACGAGUAUGUCUACAGAGAUGUGGUAGCAUGGCAGCGAAGACAAGGGAAGAACUGUGCCCAGCUGCGAUGUUUCCCAAUGUUGGUGGUGUUUUUCAUUUCUUCUGUUGUUCACGAGUACAUAUUGGCCUUUGCGUUUAAAUUUUUCUACCCAGUUCUUCUGAUCAUGUUUGGAGGUUUUGGAGUUGCAUUUAUGUUUGUUAACAGCAAAGCCAGACAAUUUAAUAUAUUCCUGUGGGUCACAUUGAUCUUUGGAACUGGAAUUCUAAUGUGCCUUUAUAGCAUGGAGUGGUAUGCACGUAUCAACUGUAAACCUGUUUAUGAGGGAACUGUUGACUACCUGCUACCACGUAGUUUCUUCUGCAAGUUUGCUGCCGAGUCUUAAGCACUUCAUCCAAUUAUACAUCUUAUUAGGUUCAUUCUAGAACUAUUUUUUGCCUUUAAAGGUUUUUUGUUUAACUUAUUGGGUCGAGUGGACAGGUGGGGUUCCCUUAAGUCCAUAAAGGUGUAUUGCCGUUAAGGACCCUUUGGUGGUUCCUUUCAUUCCCAAAAAGUGUGUUACUGUUGCCUACAUUGAGUUUUGGUAAACUAUACAUCUUUCAUUUGAUUCCCAGGUACAGUAUAAUGCAGUUUCCCAAAGGUUUUUACUUUAUGGAGGAUUAUGGUAUAUCAACCGUUCUCAUGUACAUAUGUUUCUUGUAACAAUCGUUUUAUAGUUGAUAGUAUUUAUACAUAUGUAUGUGUGUGCUUUCUGAUCUGUUAUGUCAAUAACUGUACAAUACAUAUGUAUGUGUGUGCUUUAUGAUCUGUUAUGUCAAUAACUGUACAAUACAUAUGUAUGUGUGCGCUUUAUGAUCUGUUAUAUCAAUAACUGUACAAUCAGUCUUGCAUAAAGUUAGGGGAGUAAUAAAUCUUUCAGUUUUUUUAGUGAGUUAUGAAAUUACUUUUGAGGCAAGUUUUAUUCAUUGUCAAUAUCAGAAUAGUUUAAUUCAACUCUUACCUCGGUUUUAAGUGCUGAAAUGUUGCUUAAGCUUUUUUUUUAUCUUUAACCUACCUUAACGGCAUGUUACUGUAUAUUGCUGGAUGAAAUGUUAUAUUCCAUGUGUGUUUCAUUUUAAAGAGAUGAAUGUUCUAAAGUGUGCAAUUUUUAUAAUGUAUAUUAUAUUUAUACCGACAUUUAUUAUUGUGCUUUACAGUUAUAUUUGAUAAUAAAAUACAAAAUGCUG